AUGCAUUUUUACCCCACCCCACACCUUCGUGUAUUUUCACCCCCCGACUCCAUAUCUUCAUUUUUACCACCCCAAUUCCGUAUAUGCAUUUUCACCCCCACCUCCGUAUAUGCAUUUUUUACCCCCACUUCUGUAUAUGUAUUUUCACCCCCACCUCCGUAUAUGUCUUUUCACCCCAACCUGUAUAUGCAUUUUCACCCCCACCUCCGUAUAUGCAUUUUCACCCCACCUCCGUAUAUACAUUUUCACCCCUACCUCCGUAUAUGCAUUUUCACCCCUACCUGUAUAUGCAUUUUCACCCCCACCUCCGUAUAUGCAUUUUCACCCCCCACCUCCGUAUAUGCAUUUUCACCCCCACCUCCGUAUAUGCAUUUUCACCCCUACCUCCGUAUAUGCAUUUUCACCCCUACCUCCGUAUAUGCAUUUUCACCCCCACCUCCGUAUAUGCAUUUUCACCCCCUACCUCCGUAUAUGCAUUUUCACCCCCACCUCCGUAUAUACAUUUUCACCCUACCUCCGUAUAUGCAUUUUCACCCCUACCUCCGUAUAUGCAUUUUCACUCCCACCUCCGUAUAUGCAUUUUCACCCCUACCUCCGUAUAUGCAUUUUCACCCCCCCACCUCCGUAUAUGCUUUUUUUUUCACCCCUACCUGUAUAUGCAUUUUCACCCCUACCUCCGUAUAUGCAUUUUCACCCCUACCUCCGUAUAUGCAUUUUCACCCCCCACCUCCGUAUGCAUUUUCACCCCCACCUCCGUAUAUGCAUUUUCACCCCCCACCUCCGUAUAUGCUUUUUUCACCCCCACCUCCGUAUAUGCUUUUCACCCCUACCUGUAUAUGCAUUUUCACCCCUACCUCCGUAUAUGCAUUUUCACUCCCACCUCCGUAUAUGCAUUUUCACCCCACCUCCGUAUAUGCAUUUUCACCCCCACCUCCGUAUAUGCAUUUUCACCCCUACCUCCGUAUAUGCUUUUUCACCCCCACCUCCGUAUAUGCAUUUUCACCCCCCCACCUCCGUAUAUGCAUUUUCACCCCUACCUCCGUAUAUGCAUUUUCCCCCCCACCUCCGUAUAUGCAUUUUCACUCCCACCUCCGUAUAUGCAUUUUCACCCCCUACCUGUAUAUGCAUUUUCACCCCCACCUCCGUAUAUAUGCAUUUUCACCCCCACCUCCGUAUAUGCAUUUUCACCCCUACCUCCGUAUAUGCAUUUUCACCCCCACCUCCGUAUAUGCAUUUUCACCCCUACCUCCGUAUAUGCAUUUUCACCCCCACCUCCGUAUAUGCAUUUUCACCCCUACCUCCGUAUAUGCAUUUUCACCCCUACCUCCGUAUAUGCUUUUUCACCCCCACCUCCCUUCUAUCUAUCUAUCUAUCUAUCUAUCUAUACGCACACACACAUAG
Messenger RNA from Acanthosepion pharaonis, 1401 nucleotides. The record is from the annotation of a GenBank genome assembly. Lineage: Eukaryota; Metazoa; Mollusca; Cephalopoda; Sepiida; Sepiidae.